AUGGAUCGCGCGAACUCCGGCAGCCCCACCUCCGCCACCUGCGACGGCGUUCAACGGGAAGAUAAUCAAUGGGCACCUGUUAGUGAGGAUCUUGAAACAAGUUGUUGGGGUUGCGGGCUUCGCGUACUUGUUUCUCCUUAUGCAUCUAUCUUUAAAUGUGGAUGGUGUGGAGCAAUAACAAAGCAAAAUGUGGUCAAAAGUGAUGACAAAUACAUCCCUUUCAGAAAAUUGCGUGAUCGGUGUUUUGUUUGCAUAGUGCUUCUAUUUAUGCUCUUCUUCAUAUGUACUGCUAUUUGGGCUGUGUACCCUGUAGUAUUCUCUAUUAGUUACCUCAAUGGUGUUUUCCACGCCACAAUAGCAGUAACACUGUCUUUAUGUACAUUAUCUUUAUUUUGCCUUGCGGCAUUUCAACCUGCGGGUCUGCCACCACUGAUACUGUGGGGUAGCUAUCCCACAGUGGGGAAAGGUGGGCUCGAGAACUUUACUUUCUGCCACUAUUGCUCAAAACCAAAAUCUCCCAGGUCCCACCACUGCCGUUCAUGUGGGGUGUGCGUAUUGGACAUGGAUCAUCACUGCCCUUUCAUAGGGAACUGCGUGGGCUCAGCAAAUCAUCGGGUUUUUAUCCUCUUCCUCAUAUCCACGGUCAUCGGCACAAUUUAUGUCGCCAUCAUGACCUCAUUCUCCGCUCUCCAAAUCUGGCCGCCUCUUGACCGUGGGCUCGCCAGCAAAUUCAAUGGGUUCAUUACUUCAGAGCUGAUGUUUGGGGUUUUGAGAGAGAAAUUCCUCUCUUUCUUGAGGUCGGCUGUGUUUUUACCUGUGAGAGGGCUUAUUCUCAUUUACCUGUUCAUUGCUAGUGUUUCAGUGGGUAUUGGUUUGAGUGUGCUCUUGUGGCAGCAGCUUAGUUACAUAUACGUCGGGAAGACAUAUUUGAGUCAUCUAAGUGCAGUAGACAGUGAGGAGAUUUUGGAAAGGGAUUGCCAAAAUCUCGUGAGAUUUUUUGGUUGUCCGUAUAAUGCGACUGUGUAUUUACCCAGUUAUUGGAGAUCAAGCAAGAGGCAUAACAAGUGA
Molecule: messenger RNA, 1068 nt
Organism: Striga hermonthica
Lineage: Eukaryota; Viridiplantae; Streptophyta; Magnoliopsida; Lamiales; Orobanchaceae
Source: the annotation of a GenBank genome assembly